Messenger RNA from Nasonia vitripennis (jewel wasp), 1808 nucleotides. Its product is annotated as prohormone-1. The coding region runs from base 285 to 566 and encodes 93 amino acids. The record is from RefSeq and is a predicted model, not a curated record. The transcript has 3 exons. Lineage: Eukaryota; Metazoa; Arthropoda; Insecta; Hymenoptera; Pteromalidae.
CCAUGCUUGGGAUAUAAAGUGGUCGCGUGCUUGCAAGCUCAGUCACACUGGCGUCGAGACACCGACCUAGCAGUAUUACACGCCAGCAGUAGCACACGCAUACAAACUCGAUAUCCCGCUCUCUCUCUCUCUCUCUCUCUCUCUCUCUCUCUCUGGCUUCUGCUCUUCACCGUUCGCUGUCGUCGGCCCUACCAUCGCCGAUUAUCCGCCGCUAACUCGAGCCACCUGUCAGAUUGGAAAUUUCCAGCCGCCAAUUACACACAAACUCACACCGAAUCAGCAAAAUGAUGUCUUUAAGAAUUGCCGUUUGCACAGCAGUAGCGCUCGUAGUGCUCGUCGACUGGUCGACGGCACUUCCAGCUGGGGAUAAGGAGGCGCUCAUGAACGGGCUUAAUAUGAUGGGUGACGAGGAAGGGGCAGCAGUAGAGAGGGACCUGCUCAACUACCUCGUAGGCAGAAGGUUCGUUAAACGCCUACGCAACCAAGCCGACGUCGACGAUCUGCAGCGCAAGCGAAACUACUGGAGGCAGUGCGCUUUUAACGCCGUCUCCUGCUUCGGCAAGUAGGCUGCGGCUGAUGAAUUAGAUCGCUUCGCGGAUGACUAUGUGGGCCCAGACGACGCGAAUUAUUAAUCUUAAUAAUAUAUUACGGCCCAUUCGGAGCGACGUGAUGACGCAGCGCUAUAAUACACUGAAUAGAACAAACAAUUUGCUUCCUGUGAACAGAAAAAAACAAGCUUCGUUAAACUAACUGUCAUUCGAUGUAUACCUCAGAUAUUCGAUUUAUUCAUCGGACGCACACGUCUUAUGUCUAUAUGAAUUUUAAUUGUUAGAUGAUAGAGAGAUGGUCGGUAUACCACGCGCCAACAGUAUUUUUAUUUUUCUCUCUUUUUCUCUCGAUGAUAUUGUGUGUUUGUAUACUUAUAGCUUAGUUGGGAGUUGUCCUGGGAUUAUGUAUGGUCGAUGGCUUCUCAUGCGGGUACUUGCGCAUGCACAAUUACCGGAAGUUAGCUUUGUUGGUAAUUUCGUUUAUACCGUUAUCGUGGCGAAUUUUUUUUUAAUAUUUAUCUCGCGCAACUUACUGUACAUAUGCUAGUUGAGCUGGAAGAGAUCAAGAUAGAAUAGAUAAUUAUAGAAAUUUCGGCGAUUCGUUUUGUAAUUUGAAUUUUAUAUUUAGAUUUGACUUUCACGUAUCGACUUUACGACCGAGACGAUUCUCCUAUUAGUUCAUGUUUUUUAAGUUGAUUUCGCGAGUAAGCAUUUUUCGGCACUAAAAAUUUACCAGUAUCCUAUGAAAAAAAAACCACUCGAAAAUAGUCAAUAUCAAUGUCAAUGAGAUGUACAAGCUUAGCUUUUAAUUAUAUAGAUGAAAAACUGAUUUGCUUGCCAAGAACUUCAAGCUUAAAUCUGCCGAGUAUUGAGCGCUUGCAGAAUAGUAGAUGUUUAAAAAAAAUGUUAAUCUAUUUUCUCGGAAAUUUUAAAGACUGUGAAGGGCAGAUUCGAGACCAAGGCUCGUAGCCUUUUUCUCUUCGUACAGCAUAAGUUGUAAUUUUAACAAGAAAAUUUAUCGACAGAUCUAAUUUAUAUUUUAACAAAAUAUAUGAAGGCAUAGAUGUUUAAUAUUUAUAUUUUUCUGCAUGUACAACAGUAGUCUAUAUACAUCAUACGUUUCGCAAUGUUAUAGUGCGAUAAAAUAUUAGACGUACCUUAGAAAAAAAACAUAUCGGCGAUGGAUCUUGUUUCUAUUUUAUUAUGUCACCUUUUCGAAUUAUAACAUUAUUGCAAAUAAAUUCAUUUCAAUCAAUACCA